CGUUCUGUACCAGCCCUUUCCCUAGGAUGGAACAUAGCAUAGUGUCCAGGUCGUCCCUGGCGGUUGAAUGUCACUGAAGACUGAACAGCUUGGCAAAGAAUUCGGAAGGUAUGGAUGAGAAAGGUGACCCGAGCAAUGAGGAAGCCCCCAAGGUCAUCAAACCCACCAGUAAAGAGUUUAGGAAAACGUGGGGGUUUCGAAGGACCACCAUUGCUAAACGAGAGGGCGCUGGGGACGCGGAGUUAGACUCUGUGGAUCAGCAGCCCCAGCAGCAGCAGCAGAGCCUUUCCUUGCGACGCAGCGGGCGGCAGCCGAAGCGGACCGAGAGGGUGGAGGAGUUUCUCACGACGGUCCGGCGCAGAGCGCGGAAGACUCUGCCUGUGUCCCCCGAGGACCCCGGUGAGCCGACCUCCUGCCCAGUGACAGAUGUGGAAACCGCUUCGGAGGGGAGCGUCGAGAGCACCUCUGACAGCAAAGGUGGGCCCAAGGCCAGCCCCCCGGGCGGCAAGGGACGCCUGGCUUCGUCUGCAGCGGCCAAAGGAGGGGACGGCGAGGAUGGCACUUCUGACAGUGACAGCGAUGGGCUGACCUUGAAAGAGCUUCAGAAUCGCCUGCGAAGAAAGCGGGAACAAGAGCCAGCCGAUCGGCCCCUGAAAGGGGCCCUGAGUCGCCUGAGGAAGAAGCGUCGGGAGGAGGACCCGACAGAAGCCGCUGACAUGGAGACGGCAGAUGCCGCGGAGAGCUCCCCGCCCGGCCAGCAAGAGCCCGCCGCCCAGCAGGCAGCGAGCGACGCCCGGGAGCGGGCCUCGGACGGGCGGGCGGCCCCCGGGCCCAGAGAGGGCGGCCCCAGAGGCUCCGCCAAGCACAAGCCCGAGAGCGAGGCGUACGACCCCAGCGCCUUGUACUGCAUAUGUCGCCAGCCUCACAACAACAGGUUUAUGAUCUGCUGUGAUCGAUGUGAAGAAUGGUUUCACGGCGACUGUGUGGGCAUUUCGGAGGCGCGUGGGCGGCUCCUGGAGCGGAACGGGGAGGACUACAUCUGCCCCAACUGCACCAUCCUGCAGACGCAGGACGAGCCGCCGGCCGAGGGCCCCGGCCAGCCGGAGGCGCGGCUGCAGCCUGCCGACGCCGACGGCACGGACUGCACGAGCAUGGGGACCAUAGAGCAGAAGUCCAGCGAGGACCAGGGGAUAAAGGGGAGGAUUGAGAAGGCCGCAAACCCGAGCGGCAAGAAAAAGCUCAAGAUCUUCCAGCCGGUCGCAGAGGUCCCCGUCGCCGCGAAGUGCAUCGGGCCCGGGUGCUCGAGCGUGGCGCAGCCCGACUCCGUCUACUGCAGCAGCGACUGCAUCCUGAAGCACGCCGCCGCCACCAUGAAGUCGCUGGGCGCGGGGAAGGAGCCCAGAGCCAAGCCCAAGGAGAAGGCCAAGGCCAGGCCAGAACGGAUCAUUCUUCCAAAGUGUAGCGUUCAGGCAGGCAUUAAAGUCUCUUCUCUGCACAAGAGGCCGGCUCCAGACAGGAAGGAACCCGCCGCGAAGAAGGCAGUGGCAGCCCCCGCCCGGAGCGAGGGCCUCCCCGAGGAGACGCCCUGCGAGAGCACCACGCCGUCCUGGGCCAGCGACCACAAUUACAAUGCAGUGCAGCCGGAGCGGCCCGCUGCCCCGUGGCCGGCCCUGGUGUGUAAAUCCGUGAAGGAGGACCGGCAAGUGGAGGAGAACACGGCAGCUGCGGGGACGAAGAAGGUGGUGGCGCCGGGCCCUGCUCUGGGCGGCAGGCAGCCCUCGCCCCGGAGACUCCUCCCGAAGAAGUCACCUCCUUUCCCAGGUGCGGCCAAGCCGGCCGUCCGGAAGCUGCCCUCGGGCUUCACCGGCACCAUCCCCAAGCGGCCCUGGCCCUCGGCUGCUGCCUCAGGCAGCGCUCCCUCCACCAAGCAGACGGGGCUGGGGCCUGGCGCCACCACGGCUGCUUCCAAAAGGCCGCCUGCCCCCACCACCCUGGGGGGUGCUGCCCGGAAGCCCAUGGCGGCCUCUGUCCCCUUGGCCUCCCCAGCCCCAGGCCGUCUGGGGGCCUCGAACGCUGCCCCAUCGCAGCCAAAUUCACAGAUCCGGCAAAAUAUUCGGCGCUCCUUGAAGGAGAUUUUGUGGAAGAGAGCCAGUGACAGUGACGACCUCAUGAUGACAGAGAGCGAGGUCGGGAAGGUCGCCCUCCACAUCGAGAAGGAGAUGUUCAACCUCUUCCAUGUCACCGACAAUCGCUACAAGAGCAAAUACCGCAGCAUCAUGUUCAACCUCAAGGACCCCAAGAACCAGGGCCUCUUCCAUCGUGUUCUGCGGGAAGAGAUCUCUUUGGCCAAACUUGUGAGAAUGAAGCCGGAAGAACUUGUGUCUAAAGAGCUCUCCACGUGGAAGGAGAGGCCGACAAAGCCCAUGGCAGAGCCCAGAGCGAAGCUGCACCAGGAGAGUAAGAAGGUGGCCGCCAGGCAAGAGGCCAUCCCUGACCUGGAAGACUCCCCGCCCGUGUCAGACUCAGACGAACAAGAGUCGGUGCGCACCGCCCCCGAGAAGAGCGCCGCGCCCGCGCUGGACGUGUUCAGCAGCAUGCUGAAGGACACCACGGGCCAGCACCGCGCCCACCUCUUCGACCUGAACUGCAGGAUCUGCACAGGUCAGCUUCCCUCAGAAGAUGAACCAGCCCCGAAAAAACAGAAAACAUCGGCUCCUGCGAAGAGAGAAGAGUCCAAACUCAAGUGCGACAGCUCGCUCUCUGAGCCAGCUCUCGGCCCUGCCGACGACACAGUCCUGGAAGCGCUGCCUGGAAACGCCUCUGAACCCGACCCAGAGAGCGCGCCCCAGGCCCCCUCGGAGAGGGGCCUCCCCGGGACCCCGGGAGACAGCCGCCGUGAGCCCUCCGCCCCGGAAGGGCCCUCUUGCCCGGCCCCCAGCGGGGGCACCGUGGUCACCACCGUCACCGUGUCCGGCCGCGACCCCAGGACCGCACAGAGCACGGCGAGCACCAUCGCGCCGCCCGCGGCGGCCCCCCCAGACAGCACCCCGCUGGCCGCGCCGCAGCAGGACGGCCCGAAGCCGGCCGCGCCCCCGGUGCUGGUGCCCAAGUCCAUACUGGCCAAGCCGUCCUCGUCCCCCGAGCCCAGAUACCUGCUGUCCAUCCCGCCGUCCCCGAGCAUCAGCACGGCAGAGCCGAGGUCCCCCCCGGACGGAGACGCGCCCCUCUUCCUGUCUCGGCUCAGCACCAUUUGGAAAGGGUUCAUUAACAUGCAGAGCGUAGCCAAGUUCGUCACGAAGGCUUACCCGGUCUCGGGAUGUUUUGAUUAUCUCAGUGAGGACCUGCCCGACACGAUCCACAUCGGGGGGCGGAUCGCACCGAGGACCGUGUGGGACUACGUCGGCAAACUCAAGUCCUCUGUGUCGAAGGAGCUGUGUCUGAUCCGCUUCCAUCCCGCCACGGAGGAGGAGGAGGUGGCCUACAUCUCGCUCUACUCCUAUUUCAGCAGCCGCGGCCGCUUCGGCGUUGUCGCAAACAACAGCAGGCACAUCAAAGACCUCUAUCUGAUCCCCCUGAGCGCUGAGGACCCCGUGCCGCCCAAGCUCUUGCCCUUCGAGGGACCAGGUCUCGAGUCCCCGCGUCCAAACAUAAUCCUUGGGUUAGUAAUCUGCCAGAAGAUAAAGCGCCCUUCGACUGCUGGAGACGUAGACAAGACGGAGGAGAAGAGGGCCCGGCUGCAGGCGCCGGAGGAGCCGGACGUGCCGGGCUACCCCAAAGCGCCUCCGGCCUCGCAGUCGGAGAAGAAGCCCCCCAAAUAUCAGCUCAGCUCUGGGGACACCGCUGUCAGCGCCACGCCCCCAGGGUCCCCUCCGCCCCCGCCCCCUCUGCCAGAACCGCCCGCGUCCUCCUCCUCGUCCGUGUUGAAGAUGUUGUCGUCCCUCAAGCCGGGAGCCACCGGCACUGUCACGGCCCCACCCGCCCCGGCGGCAGUCGCCGCGGCCGCCGCCUCUGCCUCCAAAACGGCCUCGCCGCUGGAGCACAUCCUGCAGACUCUGUUUGGGAAGAAGAAAGCGUUUGAGCCCGCGGCCGUGGAGCCCACGGAGCCUGCGCCCGCCUCCCGCCCUGACACCAGGGCCGAGAGCGGGCUGCCGGCCGCGCCGCUGCUGGACCCCAUCGUCCAGCAGUUCGGUCAGUUCUCCAGAGAGAGGGUCCUGGAGGAAGAGGAAGACGACAGGCCCUAUGACCCCGAAGAGGAGUACGGUCCUGACCGGGCCUUCGACGCCCAGUUCGGGGGCCGAGGGAAGCGGCCGGACGUGGAGAGGGCCUCCGAGACGGCCGAGCGGGAAGAGGUGGCCUACGACCCCGAGGACGAGACGAUUCUAGAAGAAGCCAAAGUGACCAUCGACGAUCUGCCGAACAGGAUGUGCGCAGACGCCCGGGGCAGCGCCGCCGCCGCGCCCUCCCUCGCAGAGCAGCAGAAGAUGAUCGAGGAGCUCAAUCGACAGAUCGAGGAGCAGAAGCGGCAGGUGCAGGAGCAGGAGGAGGCGCUCCGGCAGCAGCGGGCGGCUGUGGGGGCCUCCAUGGCCCACUUCUCGGUGUCGGACGCGCUGAUGUCGCCGCCUCCCAAGGCCUCGCUGCCCAAGGCCGAGCUGCUCCCGCAGGAGCCGCAGGCCUCCAGCAGGGCCGCCGGGCCGCCCGCCAGUCAGGGGCCCGGCCCCGGCUCCGACCCACGACAGAGUCGGGACCCCCGGCAGGCCCGGCGGCUGGCCGCGGAGAGCAGCGAGAGCGAGGGCUUCUCAAAGGCUCCCGCCGGCAGCGCGCCCAGCACCCUGCCCGCCAGAGAAGUGCCCGGUGGGGCUGCCACCGGGCAGGGGCGCGCACCCGCCCCGGAAGAAAAGGAGCCCACCCCUCCGCCCUGGGCUCCUGGGGACGAGGCCACGCGGCCCGGCAAGCAGGUGGGCGCCACAGGCGAGCUCUCGGAAAGCCAAGGCCCGCCGCCCAGCGACAGCGGCCCUCCUGUGGCCGGCGGCCCCGGCCUGGCCCGGCCCGCCCGGAAGGUGCUGCUGCCCACGCCGCCCAGCACCGGCUUCCCGCCCGGCUUUGCCGCGCAGGGUGAGGGGCCGGGCUUCGGCUCCCCGGCCGGGCGGGACCCGUUUCUGAGCCCAGCGUUCGCAUCUCAGGACCGAGCCUUUGGCUCGUCGCCAUAUGAGGAUCCAAGAAACGCCCUGUUUGCUGAAAAGAGCGAUCGUUCGGCCAUGGAGACCGAAGGAGACAGAGACCCACCAUGCAGAGCUGGUGAGGGGGCAGCCCCGUACCCCCCGCCGGGGCCCCAGUUCCACGGCCAGCGCGAGCCUGCACCCCGCACUUUCGGAACGUCGGGACCUCACGGCCCCAGCUUCCCGGGGCCGCGGGGGCCAGCGCCUGCGUUUCCAGAGGAGAACAUCAUGUCUAACAACGAUGGGCCGAGAGGACCCCCAUCAGCCCGAUUCGGGGCCCAGAAGGGGCCCAUCCCUUCCCUGUUCUCAGGGCCACACGGGCCACCUCCCUACGGGGACAGCAGGGGCCCCUCACCCUCUCACCCUGGGGGGCCCAGGGGAGCAGCACCACCCCAAUUCGAGGAGCGCAAGGAUCCGCACGGCGAGGCGAGGGAGUUCCAGGACGCCCUGUACGGCGACAUGGCCGGGACUCCGGCUCCGUUUGAAGGCCUGGAACAAGGCCCGUCAGUGGGAAACAGAGGCCCGGGCCCCUUCCAGUUCGGAGGCCCGCGGAGGCCCCUGCUGGCCCAGUUUAAAGGGCCCCGAGGAGGCCCCCCUCCCUCUCAGUUUGGGGGGCAGAGAGGACCACCCCCUGGCCAUUUCGUGGGCCCAAGGGGGCCGCAUCCUGGUCAGUUUGAGGGGCCCAGAGGCCAAGCACCAAAUUUCAUGCCAGGACCCAGGGGAAUUCAGCCACAGCAGUUUGAAGAGCAAAGGGUGAACUCGCCGCCCAGGUUUGCCAGCCAGAGGGCCCCAGCCCCUCUCCAGUUCGGGGGCCCCCGGGGGGCCGCCCCUUUUCCCGACAAAAGCGAGCCCGCCCCUCCCCGCUUCCAUUUUCAGGGCCCGUCCCCUCAGGGGGCGAAGCCGGCACCCAGGCCCCUGCUGGAGCUGCCCAGCCACCCGCCCCAGCUCCGCAAGGACCGGUGGGACGAGGCCGGCCCAGCGCCCACCCUGCCCUCCGGGGGGCCCGGCCCGGGCCCUGAGGCCGAGGCGCAGUGGGCACCGCCCGAGUUCCGGGAGGGCAAAGGCCCCGACUACAGAAGCCAGGCCGGCCCCAAGGAGCAGCCGCUGGAGGAGCCCGAGGCCCAGGGCGAGAGCCGGCAGGGCCGAGCCUUCGAGGACCGCCGGCGGGAGCGUGAGCGCGGCCGGACCUGGAGCCGCGAGCGGGACUGGGACCGCGGCCGCGAGUGGGACCGGCACCGUGAGAAGGACUCCUGCCGAGGGCGCGCCCGGGACCGCGAGCGGGACUGGGAGCGGAGCCGUGAGCGGAGCCGGAACCGGGACAGGGACCGGGACCGGGACCGGAGGCGGGACCGCGACAGGUCCCGCAGCAGAGACCGCGACCGCGACAAGGCCCGGGAGCGGGAGCGGGGCCGGGAGCGCAAGGACCGCAGCAAAAGCACGGAGAGCACGCGGGACCCCAAGGCGGAGGCCCCCGCCCCCCACACCUAGGCCAGGGCCCACGGGCACUUCCUGCUGAAAGCCAAGGUCGCAGGCCGUGUGGAACACGUCGUUCUUGAGAUAGCUGUGAACCUAGAUGAAUAGAAUAUUCUGGACUUCCAAAAUUACUGUAAUUUUGUGUAUAAUGGUUUCUUACAAAAUUUCACAUCUUUACAAUUCUGAUGCUUUUUUAAAAACAACUAAAGGACUCAAUAUUUCCAUUUAGAAUUACUGAAAUGGGAAAGUGUCUACACAAGCAUAUUGCUUUUUCAGAUUAUAAAGUUAUCUCUUCCAAUAACUUGACCGGGGUAAAUGCUAAGGGAACUCCGCGGACCUCAGAGCCGUACCUCCGGUUGCUGACAUCUCACCCGUACCCCCAGGCUUCCAAACGCUGCCCGGCGGGGCGGGGCCGAGGCGCUGGCGCGGGUGC
Pteronotus mesoamericanus is the source of this 7122-nucleotide messenger RNA. It is a transcript of the gene DIDO1, whose product is annotated as death inducer-obliterator 1. The transcript has 15 exons. The record is from RefSeq and is a predicted model, not a curated record. Gene Ontology annotation, biological process: DNA-templated transcription; apoptotic signaling pathway. The coding region runs from base 111 to 6704 and encodes 2197 amino acids. Lineage: Eukaryota; Metazoa; Chordata; Mammalia; Chiroptera; Mormoopidae.